Molecule: messenger RNA, 2462 nt
Organism: Ylistrum balloti
Lineage: Eukaryota; Metazoa; Mollusca; Bivalvia; Pectinida; Pectinidae
Product: leucine-rich repeat and guanylate kinase domain-containing protein-like
Exons: 16
Coding region: 1-2433 (810 amino acids)
Cellular component (GO): cytosol
Molecular function (GO): protein binding; GMP kinase activity
Source: RefSeq, a predicted model, not a curated record
AUGGCGGAAGGUAAUAGCACUGUUCACUCUUCUCCGGUGAUCGACGGUAAUGUUGUGCAUGUAGGAGGCGAAACUCACGUGCUGAAUUAUGAUGCAAAUAUUCUAACCCUGGAAAAUGAAAUAAAUAAUUCAGAUGUCAUUGAUAGAGAGGAAGGUAUUUACGAGUUAGACGAUGCGGAUGAUGAAGUUGAUGAAGAAAAUAUCGAGCUAUCCCCUGGUGGGAUCCUGGAUGAAGAGACCAUUGGUCGAGGUCUGUCUAACUUGGGACGAUCAGCUGAUGGAUCCAUGCAAGUUUAUCUUCAUGUGACUGUGCCGGGAUUCAGUCUCAAAGAUAUUGCGAUCAUGGAAAUGUUCGUCCAUCUUCAAAAAGUGGAGCUUCCCUACAAUGAAAUAACAGAUCUCAGUCCUCUGAGUCACUUGAAGUACCUUUUGAUCCUAGACGUCUCCCAUAAUAAGAUUAAUCGCCUCCUUGACUUUGAGCCACCAAAAAACCUAAAGGACGUAGACCUUUCCUACAAUGAGAUCACAGAAAUGUCAGAUCUGUCACAGCAUCACUAUCUGAUGAAACUCAACCUAAACCACAACCAAAUCUCUGAAAUAGGUGGUCUUGAGAACUGUCAGCGACUAAACACUCUACAGUUAGCCCACAAUAAAAUCUCCAGAAUACAGGGACUGAAUAACUUACCAAUACAACAUCUAGAUCUGUGCCAUAAUCAGAUUAAAAGGAUUGAAAAUUUAGAAACUUUGAAGAAAUUACAGAGAGUGAACUUUUCUGGAAACAAUAUCCGAAGCAUGAAGGGAUUACAGGAGCAUGACCUUUUGGAAUCCAUCGACCUUGAGGACAAUGAGGUGAUAGAUAUUUCAGAAGUUAAGUACAUACAAGACUUGGAGAUGUUGCGUGUGUUGAAUUUACUAAGGAACCCAAUCCAGGAACUCCCCGACUAUCGACUGUCCAUACUCUAUAGGAUGCAAAGAUUGAAUGAACUUGAUCGUCACCGAGUGGAGGCAGAAGAAAAGGUCGCGUCAGUAAACAUGUUUAAUCCCCCACUAGAGGUGAUUGCAGCCAGGGACCAUAUCAUGCAUGUUGUUUAUUCCUUCCUACAGCUUAGCAGAGUCCUCGACAGCACUCUGCCCAGUAUUGAGACUCCAUACCCUAUGCUAGUCCUGGUUGGGCCCCAGGGAUCUGGCAAGAAGGACCUUGCCAUGAAGUUGGUGGAUGAGUUCUCAGAUUAUUUCGGAUAUGCAGUUUCUCACACAACACGAAAGAUGCAGCCAGAUGAGACAGACGGGGUCGACUACCAUUUCGUGACUCUGGAAAAAUUUGAAAUGGAUAUCAAAAUGGGCCAGUUUAUCCAGACAUACCAAUACCAUGGAGAUUGGUAUGGUCUGCAGAUGGAGUCUAUUGAGAGUGUGGCCAGGGAGGGGCUUGCCUGUGUAGUGCAUAUGGAACUGGAGGGAGUGCUGACGGUUAAGAACACCUAUUUUGAGCCACGCUAUGUACUGAUCAUGCCGCUGGGUCGAGACUGUCAUGAGAAACGCCUGCGAGACAAAGCAACCUACACAGAGGGUCAGAUAGAACACACACUUUCCCGGGCCGAUCUAUAUGCUGGAUACAACCAAGAUCACCCAGGAUUUUUUGAUAUGAUGAUCGAUAGUGAUGACAUCCAGGUCGCGUACAAACGUUUGCGUCGUCUGGUGAUGGACUAUUUAGGAAUCAGUCUCAACAGGUCACCCGCAGGUUCUGUGGACGGUGACGCUGAAACACACGUAGAGACUGACGUCCAUGGAACUACACAAAUAGGAACAAGGACAUGGUCAAAACCAAGUAUCGCAGAUAGCGCUGGAAUGUCUCAGGCUUACACGCGAGCCAAAGCUACUCAGUCACCUGUUCAGUCAGGCAGAGGCAUGCUGGAAGAGGCAUCAUGGAGAAGAAGACACAGUGCUGCCAGAGAUGCAGUUUCAGGCUACAUACCACCACUGUUUGAGCAGAUAGUUACACAAUACCCGAAGACAGCACCUCAGACAGUGGAAGGUCAGAUGGGCUUAGGAGACGGAGAGGUCAGCAGGUCAUACUCGGCCCCUGUCCAGAAACCACCUCAUGCUGAAUCAGAUGAGGACAGUUCCAGUGACGAACGCUCAGACUCCAUGUUAUCAGUGGCUUCAGCAGGUGAUAUGGGUGGAGGUUCGCCAGAAGGUUCAGUUCAUGGUGGGGGUAAAGGUCCCCAGUUACCAACGGAAACCAUGAACCCUUUAGAAUUUAUGGAGGAAGAAAAGGGGGGUAAAUCUCAAACCAGUCAACAAGAAGAACUUAAUGCACCAAGACCACCUUCUGCCCCUCGACCCGGUUCAAGGGGUCGGCCAGGAUCAGAUCGACAUAAAGUGCUGCCACCUAUAUCGCCAAUUCCAAAAGCAAACUUUAUUCCUGAAUAUUGAUUGUAAUUAUUUUGCUAUUAUUAAUGACU